UUGGUUGGCAUCGCGGGCAACUUUUUAUGUGUGUGGGGGUGCUGUUUUCAGCAAUUGCUUGAUAAGAUCAGCCAUGGGGCAUUGUCCCGUCAGUUUCUGAUCAAUUUCUACAUCCUGUGAACUCGCUGCAUGAAACAACUGUGGGGAACAUUCACUGUAGCCGACAUUAUGCGGAGAGACUGGCUGCGUUUUAAUGUGCAAACUCCAUGGCUGUAAAAUGAGGGAAUGAUUUUCCUUGUUGGGGGAAACAUGCUUGUUUAUAUACCAAGGAAACUAGAAAGCAAAUCCCACUGAAAUCACUGACAUGUGGCGGUGAAGAUGGGGGACUGGAACUUGUUGGGGAGCAUUUUAGAGGAGGUUCACAUUCACUCCACCAUCGUGGGUAAAAUCUGGCUGACCAUCCUGUUCAUUUUCCGGAUGUUGGUUCUUGGUGUUGCGGCAGAGGACGUUUGGGUGGACGAGCAGAGCGAGUUCGUCUGCAACACGGACCAGCCUGGAUGCAAGAACGUCUGCUACGACCAGGCAUUCCCAAUAUCGCUCAUUCGCUUCUGGGUAUUGCAGAUCAUUUUUGUUUCCUCGCCUUCGCUGGUGUACAUGGGACAUGCUCUGUACCAGCUAAGGUCUUUAGAGAAAGAACGGCACAGGAGGAAAAUCCAGCUGCGAGCAGAGCUGGAAGAGACCGAGCCCCUCUUGGAGGAGCACAGAAAGUUGGAGAAGGAACUGAGGAGGUUGGAAGAGCAGAAGAAGAUGAAGAAGGCUCCUCUAAGGGGCUCCUUGCUUCGUACAUAUAUUAUUCAUAUCCUCACCAGAUCAGUGGUGGAAGUGGCGUUCAUUGUCGGGCAGUAUAUCUUAUAUGGCAUUGGACUGGAUCCUUUGUACAAGUGUGAGAGGGUGCCUUGCCCGAACAGCGUGGACUGUUAUGUUUCCAGGCCAACAGAGAAAACCAUCUUCAUGGUUUUCAUGAUCGUCAUCGCAGGAGUUUCGUUGUUCCUGAACCUUUUGGAAAUAUCCCACUUGGGGGUGAGAAAGAUUAAACAGACUCUGAGCGGACUGCAGUUUGUCGAGGAGGACAGUCUUUGCAAACCCAAGCAUUCGACAAUUCAGCAGCUCUGCGUGAUGACGGAGUAUUCGCCUCACAAAAACCCACAAUUGAAAACGUUUAUCCCGCAGGGACAAAUGGACAAACAUCUGUUCAGCUCUUCGAGCAAUGAUAUUCUGCGGCACAACAGUUUAGCAGCGUCCACCCUACCGGUGUCCUGCAUUACCCAGCAGCCUCGCCAAAUGCGCCAGCCCAGCCAGGGAAUGAUUCAUGAACUGCACUCCCAGGGGUCACUGAGGCUCCUGGAGGACCAGGAAAACCAGCAUCCAGAUAGCAGUAACUGCUCAGAAAGGGACAUUAGGCCUUUUAACUCGGGCCAUCCGGGUUCUGAGGGCCAUACCGAGAUACCAGCCUGCCUUCGCAAUGCUCUGCACAGGCCCAGCCGCUUGGCGGACCUAGCAGAUGAUGCUAUGGAGUCCUCCGAGAGCGACUUCUGUCCACCCAACAGGAAAGCCAGUUUCAUGGUUCGGAUGCCCUCUGAAAGCAUGUCCGGCAGUCCGUCCUGUCCCUCCACCAGGAGUUCAGAGUCUGAGCUGGGAUCCCUUAACGACCUGCCCAUGAACCCACCACCAGGGGGAGGACGACGGAUGUCUAUGGCAAGUAGAUGGAAAUGAUUUACAGCUAUAUUUAUGCCUAUAAAUUUUUUUUUUUUUUAAAGUACUUUGACAAUCUUUUAUACAUUUUAAAACAGAAAGGUGUUCUUCA
Danio rerio (zebrafish) is the source of this 1804-nucleotide messenger RNA. NCBI's taxonomy places the organism in Eukaryota, Metazoa, Chordata, Actinopteri, Cypriniformes, Danionidae. The record is from RefSeq and is a predicted model, not a curated record.